GCGGCCCUCGGGGAAGACAGAUGGGGUGAGAGACAGCGCCCGGUCCGGCUGUCAGCGCGGCCCCAGCCCCGCCGCGGAGGGAGCCCCUCCUCCCCGCCGCGCUCCCGGCCGGGGAACCAUGGCGUCCAGCGAGGAGGACGGAGGCGGCAACGGCGCGGCGGAGGAGAAGGAGAACGGCAAGAAGAAGAAGAAGCUGGGCGCCCUGGCCACGACCUGGCUCAUUUUCUACAACGUCGCCAUGACGGCUGGGUGGCUGGUAUUAGGUAUUGCCAUGGUGCGGUUUUAUAUACAGAAAGGAACACAUAGAGGCUUAUUCAGGAGCGUUCAAAAGACGCUUAAAUUUUUCCAGACAUUUGCUUUGCUUGAGGUAAUCCACUGUGCAGUUGUUCGCACAUCUGUGCUUGUGACUGGGGUCCAAGUGAGUUCAAGAAUCUUCAUGGUGUGGUUCAUUGCACAUAGUAUAAAACAGAUCCAGAAUGAGGAGAGCGUUAUUCUUUUUCUGGUCGUAUGGACUGUGACAGAGAUUACUCGAUAUUCCUUCUACACAUUCAACCUGCUCAACCAUUUGCCAUACUUCAUUAAAUGGGCCAGAUACAACUUUUUUAUCAUUUUGUAUCCUGCUGGAGUUGCAGGUGAACUGCUAACCAUAUAUGCUGCUUUACCCUAUGUGAAGAAAACAGGAAUGUUUUCACUGAGACUUCCCAACAAAUACAAUGUCUCCUUUGACUACUAUUACUUCCUUAUUAUUGUCAUGUUCUCCUAUGUGCCACUAUUUCCACAACUCUACUUCCACAUGCUGCGGCAGAGAAGAAGGGUGCUUCAUGGAGAAGUGAUUGUGGAAAAGGACGAUUGACUCAAGCUGUGUAACCAUGGUGCUUUUAAUGGAAAGGAAAAGAAGAGAGGGUAAAAAUCCAAGACUUCCUCUGAUUUUUCUGAGUCCAAAUUUUAAAGCAUGGAACAAGAAUAAACAACUGUGCCUAAAAUAUCAUGGACUGUAUUAUUUUUGCAAUUAAUAUAUAUUCAGACCUACCUUUUUAUCCUCAGAUGCACUUUGGUUUUUAAUUGUUCAUUUCUUCAAAGAAUUAUUUUCUUAUUUUCAGUAGGUUGACAAGUAGCUUUAAGAAUUAGAAUAGUUGGCUACUGUGCCUUGUAUUCUGAAAGUUCUGUUGUGACCUAUAGUCAUUAUCAAGAACAGAAGGGGAGUUGAUAAGUUGUACUGAAAGUGAGUCUUCUGGAAAUCAGAGUGUAAAUUAGGUAAUGAUGUUUUUUCACAGACUAGGUGAAUUGAAUGGUAUUUAAGGUUUAUAUUAAGUAAUAACCUUUCCAGUCAUAAGUACUGUAGCAUGUUGUUCAACAUUUUUUGAAUUACAGUAUCACACUGCAGAAUUCCAGAAGGACUUUUGAAAGGAGUUGAAUACUUGAUUGUCAGUGCAAAUUUAGACCUCCCUGUAUUUUCAUUUGUAAUUUUAAAGAUACUUAGAAUAAUAGAUGUAAUAUUAACUGGUUAAAUGUUUGUGCUGAGGAGUAGACAGUAUGUGUCUACCUUUCUCUAAUCAGUGGCUGGAAUGGGAUUCCUUUGCAGAGCAAAGCUGAUUGUCAGCAUGUUUCCUAUUCUACAUUUAAAUUAUGUAUACAGAAAAAUCAGUAUUGCAUUGAAAAACUGUAGCUAUGGUGAGAUAUUUGACUUUUUUUAAAUAGCUCAGUGGGAUAAAAUAUAUUUAAUCUAGCAUCUUAAAAUAUAAAUUGUGCUUUGAUUCAUCUCAUUGGGCAAUUUUAAUUGCUCCCUCCCCAUUAAUUGUUUAUACUGUGUUGACCUAUUUCUAUUUUAUGUCUUCAAUAACCUGCAAGAAGGAUCUACAGCAUAUUGAUAGAAGUUACAGAUGAUAUUGUGAUACCUGAGUGGGAGAGGUCCAACAAAUUAGAAGAUUUUGAUCUAACAACCUAGGAGAUUCAGAGAAAAGGUGAUGCAUUUGAAGAAACUUGGAUACUUAGUGAGAGAGAGAAGAUGGAAAUGUAGUAUUGUGGUAUGAAGUCUUGAAAAUUUAGGCAACAAACCUGUCUUGCUUCUGGCUUCACUGAUGUCAAAAGAAGUGCAUACAUAUGUGAAAGAGCUGCAUCAGGCAGCUGUAAAUCUGAAUGCUUGUGAUUGCUGAGGUAAUUUCUGGAAUACAGUCUUAUAUUUUGGUUACCUCAGGGAUGAAGAAUUGGAUAAUCUCGUGAAAGCUCAGAAAACAAUAGCAAAACUAGUUGAAGUGAGAAAGAAGUGGGAAAGAUUGAGUCAUUAAUAUGUGUGUUUCUUUGUUAUAUGUUAAAUACAUGGAAGAGCUUUUCUAAGUACAGAGGUAUGAUGAAUUUGAAACAUGGUAAAUAGCCAAUGAAUAUCAGAAGAAAGGUCCUGCUGAUAAGAUCAGUUAGGUUACAGAAUGACACAGUAGUGCUUAUCAAUGCAUACAGUGUCUUGGAAGGUUUUCAGUUAGAGUUGGCAAGAGAUUGAACUACAUAUUUGAAUAGGCAGUUUCCAUUUUUAGCUUCAAUGAUUCUAUGAUAAUACUUUAGCUUUUUUGAAAUUUGGAGAUAUGCCAGAAAAAGGUCUAUCAGGUAAUUUGAUAAAAAACCAAGGAUUUGCUAUAUCCCUAACUUUCAAAUUCCAUGUUGUGCCUUGAAUUUGUGAUAUAUAUGCAUGUCUUCAUUACACAUAAAUGAGUUUCCUUUUAUAUGACAGGUGCGUAGUGGACUUUAAACAGAACAGUUGUGUCUCUUUAAAUUUUAAAAGGUAUAAUCUUUGUAUUCCUUAAAUUUCACACAAGGUGCUCUAAUUUAACUUACUACUUCGGUUUUUAUGCAGCUAAAAUUAUUAAAAGCUUAAAAUAUAAACUGCAUUUACAACACUGAAUCACAAAACAGUUGUGCUAAUGUGUUCAGACUAGCAGUUGUAUGUGUCCAACAUUCUUUCAGUACUGUUUUAUAAACUAUGAGGAACAUACUGGCAGUUUUGGGAAAUAUAUCUCCAUUAGCAAACAGAAUAGUGUGAUGAAAUAUGAGAAACUAAGAUCUGUGUCUUUUUUAACUGUCAGGGCAGCUCACUGAAGACCAUAGCUAUCAAUUCAUUCAAAAUGCAUUGGAUACUUAAGGAUGUGAUUUUGAUUUCCUUUAUCAGAUGAAAGUAUCCUGUAGAUAGUAUUCCUUCUAAAAGGAAUACUUGCACUAUAGAAGUGUAUUAUAUUUGUUUUCAUUGUGGCCUAAGGAUAUUAUCAUAUGCUAAUGAAGGACCUAUUUUUAUAUCAUUUUUUUACAUAUGAAAUGAAAACAAUACAACACUGUUUGCUACAAUCUUGGGUUGCACUUCCAUCAAGCAACAAUGUACAAGGUAAUGAUACAAUUUAAAAAUGGAUUUACAGCUACAAAACAGUCUUGCUAAAUAAUGAAUUAAUAAAAGUAAAGCUAAAAAUUACUUACAGUAUCACAUUCAAUGUUUCAUUGACCAGAGAGAUUGCCAUGUAAUUAGUUUACAUGGCAUUUACCUUAAAAAAGUAAGCAACAUAUUCUUUACUUCCUCUUGUUUUUUGACUGAAACCUUUCACUAAAGCUUCCUUUUCACAGAAUCAGUAAGGUUGGAAAAGGCCUCUGAGGUCACAAAGUCCAACCUUUGAACAUCACCACGUCAACCAGACUAUAGCACUAAGUGCAAUGUCCAGCUGUUUCUUGAAUGCUUCCAGGAAUGGUGACUCCACCACCUCCCUGGGGAGCCAGUUCCAAUGCCUGACCAGCCUUUCUGUGGAGAAAUUUGUACUGAUGUCAAACCUGAACCUCCCCUGGAACAGCUUGAGGCCUUUUCCUCUUGCCUUGUUGCUGGUUGCUAUUCUGUUAACAUAUCUUCUGAAAUGUAAUGAGGAUUGCAGGUAAAAUCUUCUUGCCAAUGACUUCAGAUGAGCUAGGAUUUUAUCCUAAGUAGUUUAUUUAAAUUUCAAUAUACCAUCUUGAAACAUAGUUGACCUGUUAAAUAGACAUUAAAACUUAAGUAUGAUUUUCAUAUGGUGCUCUCUUUCCAACUUCUUUUUUACAUGUCUUUUUUGUUUUUCUCUCUGCAAUAUUCCUACUUUUCUAAAGCAUUUAAAUCCUCCUGCUUACGUAAGAUUAAGAAUGUAUUCAAACAUCAGUGUCUCUAAUGUUUGCAUGUAGUCUUUAACAAAUUGUCCUUAUAAAAGUGUUUUCUUACUUGUUCUAUAUAGGCCUUCUGAAAUGGAUUAAUAUAGAGCAUGGCCUUUUGAAACUUUUUGAAUAGCAGUACAUAAAAUAGGGAGAUGUCUUUUAAUCAGGUGAUAUUUCCUACUCCUGGUAGAAACAGAAACCAUCUUUUGUAUAAACCCUACCUGAAAGCAGCUGGAUUUCUUGACAUUCUCUACAGCACUCACAUAGUGUGAAAAGCUGUUUUGGGACAGACUGGGUUGUUUCACAGCUCAGCCCAGAAUGUUUGGAGGUCAAAUCCCAGCUUCGGGGCAUGGGCAGCAGAAAGGAAUAUGAUGCUGAGAUAUUGCAUCUUCUGCAAUAUCUGCCAAGGGGUCACUGAGGCCGUGGUGUGCAGUAGUUGAUAGAUACCAUUUCCUCCCCCCCUCAGGAUGGAGAUGAGAGGAAGCUCAGUGUGCUCACAUUACCCUCUGCUGAGGGAGCUCAGGAGAUCAGCUGGGAGGAUCUCUGUGCACAAGGGGGUGUUACAGAAAGAACUCUCCUGCUCCACUCAGCUCUCCUCUGCUAUCGGGCAGCCUACAUGUCUUGGGAUAUACCGGCCUGGCAGGAUGGGCGUGGCACACGCGUCCCAACAGUGCAGUUCAGCGUAAACCGCCUUGGAGAAAUGGUGCUGUUUCUAACUGCCAUUGUACCUUACACUUAGCCAGGCUCAUGUUCCUGGAUAGAUUGAAAGGCUAAUUAACAGGAGAUGCAUGGAGACCUUUUCUGGGAUCAGAUUUAAAUAGGUACCUUUUAAAUCUAGGUCUAGCUAGUGCUCUGACUGUGGUACUCUCAGUCUUCAUGGUAGCUUACUUUAGUGGAUAAUUGGAUAUGUGUAUGAUUACUAAAUAAACUAGAAUGAAACCAAUUCACAAUCGUUAUAAUAAUUUAUAAUUUUAAAAUAGUUUACAUUAGUUUUUGAAUUGACCUCUUGAUUAAUCUGCCUUUAGAAAGAAAAAAAGGAAAGGAAAGUUAGUACAAAUAAAUGUUCUGCACUAGGCAGUAGGGCUUCAUAAAUCAAAAUUUUCAGGGAGGCAGACUGAUUUUUUAAGUGGGAUUUUUUAAACAAAAAAAAAGUGAAAGCUCUUCUGAAAAUCAAAGUUUAUUUUAUAAUGUAUGUUUUAAAAUGUGCUGAGACUUACUGUAUUAUUUAUCACCAGCUUACAAUUUAAAUUCAUGCUGUACCUACAGUUUUUAUAGAUGAUUAACUGAAGCCCAUUAAAAUGUUUCAUUCUGUGUUUGUUACAAAGGCUGGUUUAAAAACAAGCUCCCCAUUUUUCUGCAGAGCUCUGUGUGAGUGCAGUGUUGUUAGUGCCUGGGAUGCUUUGCCAGGCUGCUAAAGCAGCAGGUUUCAGUUUAGCUCCGUGAGCUGGCUUCCAGGAGGGCACAGCUCCACAGCGGGUGGCACUCUCGGCUUGGUGUCGGGCACCGCUGUGCCACUGUGCCACUGGUGCCGUUCUGGGGUCUCGGGCACCUUCAGAAGGAUGGACAGCUCCAGAGAUGUCCCCAGCUGACUCAUCCCCAUGACUCCCCAGAUGGAGAAGACCUGCCUAGUGAACUCUUAGGUCACAAAAGCAAAUGUGUCAAGCAAACUGAGAGUACUCCCGAGAGAACUGUGGAGGACUGAAUGUUGGGUGACUCCGGCCCUCUCUAGGAAGCUGUUGGCAAUUUCACGCCUGCGGCUGGUAGUGGCUGGUGAUGUUCAGUACUUUCUGUGUCAUGAUGUACCACCUGAAACACUGUCUUUUUAUUCAUACCUCUCCUGCCUCUCUGUUUGGUCUUGAAUGUAUUUGAAUCUCCUUUCAGUUUAUGGCUUUGUAAAAGUGUAAGUGCAGAAAAAAUUAUCUAAGUGUAUAGAAUAUAUAUGUGUAGAAUUGUACUGUAAGUUUCUUAAUAAUGUAAAUGCUCUGCAACUGCUUAUUAUUGUUAUUUCUUCUGAAAUGCAUUAUCAUUAGAAGUUUACACAGACAGGAAAGCAACACAAUAUGAUAAUUGUGUUGAUAAUGAUAAUUCUAAUAACUUAUUUACUUGCAAAAAUUAUAAUAUUUUUUGAGAUAUAGAUUCAGAUAUUUGUUUUAGAGAUUGUUAAUACUGUAGCACUGUAGAAAUUAAUCAUCAAUUAAAAGAUAUUUUAAACUU
Hirundo rustica (Barn swallow) is the source of this 6363-nucleotide messenger RNA. It is a transcript of the gene HACD1, whose product is annotated as 3-hydroxyacyl-CoA dehydratase 1. Lineage: Eukaryota; Metazoa; Chordata; Aves; Passeriformes; Hirundinidae. The record is from RefSeq and is a predicted model, not a curated record. Bases 119 to 853 code for a protein of 244 amino acids. The transcript has 7 exons. Gene Ontology annotation, cellular component: endoplasmic reticulum membrane. Gene Ontology annotation, biological process: very long-chain fatty acid biosynthetic process; dephosphorylation; fatty acid elongation. Gene Ontology annotation, molecular function: phosphatase activity; 3-hydroxyacyl-CoA dehydratase activity.